This is a messenger RNA of Aureobasidium vineae, 381 nucleotides long. The record is from the annotation of a GenBank genome assembly. Lineage: Eukaryota; Fungi; Ascomycota; Dothideomycetes; Dothideales; Saccotheciaceae.
AUGCCAACACCCGAGUCGAUCCAGUUCCGCAUGCAAAAGCCCAAGGUGCCGCCAACCUUCGAGGGCGUCGACUACGACAACAACUUGCAGCUCAAGGCAGCCCAGGAUGCUGUCCUGCGCGAGCAAUGGGUCCAGAGCAUGAUGGCCCGCCUACUGAGAGAGGAGAUGGGCAAGUGCUACUACCGCGAGGGCGUCAACCACCUCGAGAAGUGCGGCCACCUCAGAGGUUCGUAUCUCUGUGCUUCCUUCCGAAGUUCCAUUCCAUUCGAGCGAGAUUCAAGUCUGACACUCGACNNAGAACGCUACCUUGAGCAAUUGAAGCACUCCAAGGUCAAGGGUUACCUCUUCGAGCAGCAAAACACCACCCCCAGCAGCUCAUAA